ACAAUCUGAGAGCACAGCUGUUGUUGCGUGCAGUAGUGGAGAGCCCGCUCUAGGGUGAUGUCAAGCCUCGUGCUGCUUGCUGCGCGUUGCCACUGACCGAGCUGGAGCGCCUUGCUUAGUUACAUUGCUGCUAGCGAGCGGAAUGUUGUCUCUCUGUCACAACGUUGGUUUCUAUACGACAACGCUACACUUCCCUUCCCUGGCCCGAGAGGACACCCUGCCAUUACCAUUAGUUGUUUGGAUGUUAUGUACCCAGUCCAUGGACAUUACGCACCGUACGCGCCAGCCACUCCCGCGUUCAUCAACAACUUCCAGGCACCAGUCGGUCUGAGGAGCACCUCUCCUUGCCGCAGAGACUUCAUGAUGGAAAGCAAGGGGGCGCAAAGGGGUCCAGGGGGGGUGUCGGCAGGCACCAGCGUGGGCCCCGGCUCUUCCUCUUCCUCAUAUCCCUCCUCCACGCGACCGGAGGGAGGCCCUAAGGAGAAACAGGAAGUCCCCGAGGCUGAGUACCUGACGUCGCGUUGCAUCCUCUUCACGUACUACCAAGGGGACAUCAGCAGUGUGGUGGACGAACACUUCUCCAGGGCACUCAGCUCCUACAUGGAAGGAGAGGGCAAGAGGAGGGCGUUGGACCUGGGCACAGACACCCCUUCACCCAGCAGUCGCCACAGCUUCCCCCCAUCCUUCUGGGAUAGCAACUACCCCUCCCCCCAGUGUCGCUCCCGCUGCGAGCCCAGAGCGCCCACCUAUUCCAUGGACCCCUACGCUUCCGGACUCCACCCAGGCCUUCCUCACCCACACACUCACCCCCACUCGCACCUGCACCCAGCAGAGGGGUGGGGCUACGCACAGGGCCAAGCCUACGGGGCCCCCAGGCCCUUCCAUGAACUCUACUCCCCCAGUGGCCUGGAGCCCCACCACCCAUAUGGCCCCCUUCUCAUGCCCACCAUGCGACCCUCCCACCUGGGCACCCUCCCUGGACACCACCCCUAUGAUAUCAGCAAGCUGGACGCCACCGCCCCCUGGCCGGGCCUGCUGCCCCCAGGAGAGAUGGCCAUCAACAUGGACGCAGGCCUCCAGCAUCACAAGAAAGGGAAGGAGCUGUACUGGUUUUAACGACCUUCCGUCGCCACCGACCAGCCAUUACCAGAUCCAAUUUGGACCUCUGGAACUCUACCAUUGAAGCGCCCUUUCUUCCCCCUCCUCCCCGUCCCCUCCUCCCUCUUUAUCCCUCACCCACUACCUUCUCGUCUCCCCUCGCCUCCCCCCGGGCCCAUAGUGCCAGCCGAGAGGGUCCAGGUCAGCGUGUUUGCACCGUGGAGAUAAGGACUCAUAGGCUGGACUCGUGGAGAGCAGAGCAGAGAAAGAGAGAGACAGAGAGAAAAGGGGUACAGCUUUGGUGACCAAUGCUCUGUGUUCUGUGGCGUCUGGCCUCUCCUCUCCUAUCGCUGCUCGGGGCUCAGCUGUGUGGCUGCGGCAGCAUAGAGACAUUGGAGGCCACUGGCAUGGUGCUGGCAACAGUGACCUGGUUUUGACAGAAAGGCAGAGGGGGUAGAGACUUCUUUUGGACACAGGGAAGAGCAAAUAAAGAUGGAUGAUAUCUGGUAGCCCACUGUUACACUACACCCCCCUACUGCAGAUUAUCUUCUCUGUGUUGACACUGUAUUCGUCCUCCUCCAUAUUAUCCGGGCAGUUAUCUGCAUGUAAACAAAUGGACAUGUGACUGGCUGUGUAUGGAUUUGGAUUGUGACUGUAAUCAUAAUGCUGUUAGUUUUUUUAAAGUUUUUUUUUAAUGUGCAUUUCUGAAAUGUAAUCUUCAUUUGGCCAGCGCUCUGGAAAUACUUUAGUUGUGCUUUCUUAAAAGAUGGUUGAGGUACGGAUGAGAAAUGAUUGAAGAAUGGUUGAGGGAGGCGACCAUAAAGGUGUUUGAUAGUAUUGGUUUAUAUAUGAACUAAUAGUUUAGUUAGAGGAAGGGAAACACUACGGUAAGUCAACAAUAUCAAUCAGCCCAGCAUAUCAAACGGCUGAUCAAGCAUUUCAUCAUUUUAAUGUGUUCCAUUGUUGUUACUGUCGUUUGUUUAUACAUACCAUUUUUUGUCGUUUUAAAAGUCGAAUCUUAGUGUGUCCUUUCUCUUGCUUUUGUCAAGAAAUAAUAUAAUUAUCAAUAAAUAUUUUUAUGGUAAAUUCAGACUUUCA
Molecule: messenger RNA, 2196 nt
Organism: Salmo salar (Atlantic salmon)
Lineage: Eukaryota; Metazoa; Chordata; Actinopteri; Salmoniformes; Salmonidae
Product: transcription cofactor vestigial-like protein 2
Biological process (GO): regulation of DNA-templated transcription
Cellular component (GO): nucleus
Source: RefSeq, a predicted model, not a curated record